Messenger RNA from Sycon ciliatum, 1882 nucleotides. RefSeq names its product cAMP-regulated phosphoprotein 21-like. The transcript is spliced from 7 exons. Gene Ontology annotation, molecular function: nucleic acid binding. The record is from RefSeq and is a predicted model, not a curated record. Lineage: Eukaryota; Metazoa; Porifera; Calcarea; Leucosolenida; Sycettidae. The annotation marks the transcript as partial.
AUGAAUGUCGAUGACCUUCGCCUGCUCUCCACGCAGCUUGGCAAUUACGCCAUUUCUGGCGCCCUUCAUUACAUUGCAUGUGUCCGAGGCAAACGAUACCAUGCGAUCAAAGCUCAAGCCAUGGGUUACCAAGCAAUUCUUCAAAGCUGUGAAGAUGCCAAUAGCAGUGAAGUCUGUCACACCGACCGUUUCAAGAUGACGGGUCACGACUUUUCCUUCCUCACGGUCAAACCAACGGAGCAAACAGUCAGCUCCAAGCCCGCCAUGAGUAUGUCGAAGGUGAGAGUACUGCGGAGUGAGGACUCAACUGGUCAGGUCAGCCCCUCCGGCCGCACGAGCAUCAGUUAUGAGCCAAGACCUUCCCCGGAGGCUGUCAGUGCACAGCCAGCAGCAGCAACGUCCUCCCCUCGCUCAUCGCUGGAUGAUAGUGCAAAGAUUAAGCAGUCGUCGCCAACUGGCAAUGCGUCGGUGUCGGUUUUCCCGCCACUUCCGAUGACAGAUGCCGACAACACAUCAUUGUAUCUGCGCCAGUUUCUCAUUGUUUCGCUCAACCAGGCAAAGGAUCGUUGGUUUCUGUUGCAAACAGAACAAUCCAUCCUUGGGCACCUGACAUCGAAGCAACACAUGGCACCGCUCAAGAUCUCCACGGCCACGUCAUACCAUCGCAUGCUGGUGCACCGCGUUGCUGCCUUCUUCCGCAUGGAUUACCUCACCAACCAUUUAGAGUCGGGCGUCAUCCUCCAAAAGACCGCCAAAACAAGGCUGCCAGGCGAACGCUUCAAGGAGCUUAUUCAGAUGAAGAGUGGCAGUGGUGAGGGUGACGACAGCACGGCCAGUGCGGCGCCAACUGUCGGCAUUUCGCCUCGUGUUAUUCUCAAGCGGCAGGACGCGCCCAAUGCAUCCAUUGGUGCCGGCAGCGGCUCUUCCUCGCCUACUGCUAACCAGUCGAACCAGAACGGUGAUAAGCGCAGGCUGAAAACAAUCAAAGAGCGCGAGGCCGAGUACGAGGAGCAUCGCAAGCGUAUCUUCAGCCAGCACCCUGCGAUAUCCACUGCCGGGGAGUCGUCAACUGGCAGCACGGCCGUGACCACUUCAUCAGGGUGUCGCGCUACGUCGUCCGCUAAUUUCGCAGCACGCGCUCCGAACACAGUGGUGCCCGCCUCGGCGUCAACAUCGGCGCCUCGCAACAAUUCCGAUCAAGUUGUGGAUGCUCUGGUUGACAUGGAUUAUGACCGCUCUCUGCCGCUUACCUCCUCCGACACGUCGCUGGCUGGUGUCCUCGGCGUCGUUGCUAGUGGAUCGGCCAACUGCGGAAAACCACCUGGAAUGCGUUCGCAAGGGCUCGGUGAAGCUCUGCCCGUAGCUUCAUCAGUCGCCAUCUCUGGUCUCCCUGGGAGCUCAGAUGCUUGCAGACCUUCGUUUGCUAGUCUUGUCGAAAGGAACAAGCAAACUCCCCGAUGUCCGAAUGUCAUCCGACGUCGACCUAACGGAAGUCAAACCAUCCGAUGUCAAACAUCCGAUGUCGACCAACCUGACGACACUCCACCUGACGUCACGAUUGACCCUCUGCUGGAUUUCCGGUAUGUGUCGGAGAACAACACAAACGCCAUUCCGAUCGGGAGGAUGGGCACCAUACUAAUUUUGGAUGGUGCCAUGGUUAAGUUCCCUCCUGGUGCGGUGAACGAGGAAACAACAAUCUCUCCACCGCAGCACCUGGUGUUCGAAGAACGGCUGCGAAUCGCGAAGGGCGCUCAUGUCACACUGCACUGUCUGAUGGGUCUGCAGCCUCAUGGAAUGCACUUUCGGGAACCUGUGGAAGUUGAGAUUGACGUGCCAGGCCUGACAUGGAGGAACCAUUCGUACGUAAACUUUGCACUCUUCG